CGCUACAUGGUGGUGUAUAAAUUUUGAGUAAAUUAGCGUCCUUAAAUUUCGAAAUAUUCAAGUUUCAAGAAUUUGUAAACAGUAAACAGUACCAAAUAAAGCAACCCUGUACUGUAGAAAAGUGUGAAGUUGGUAUUGGCGAAGGACAACCAACUUCACUCUUUUCCGAACUGCUGAACCUCGUGAAGCAAGAAAGAAACAUAAAGCAUUUUUAUAAAGUUUAUCUUGAUAUAUCUUGAAUAAAGACGAAGAGUUUAAAGCAUCAGGUGUGGGGACGAUUACGCACAACUAUUAAGCGAGGCGGGUAUCCAAUUCCCGGCUACCGCCAAGUUGUCGCAGCUGAAACGUAUGGCGAUUAACAUGGUGGGAGCAUCUGACACGGUGAACAUACGCGGUGUUCCGUGUGAUUUUCUUUCACAGCAAACAAAUACAAGCGCCGACAUGGCUAGUGUGGGUGACUGUGCUGAUGAAGUGGCGAUUGUAGGUGCCCCUGCCGGAGCUGCGCAUUAUGCCACUACAACCGCCAUUGACGCUACUACUGCCGUUGCUAAUGGAGCUACCACUGCUGUUGCCGAUACUGUUGCCAGCGCCACCGCCGUUGCCGAUAUUGUUGCCAGUGCCACUGCCGUUUCCGAUACAGUUGUCAGUGCCACUGCCGUUGGCGAUACUGUUGCCAGUGCCACUGCCGUUGCGAAUACUGUUGCCAAGACCACUGCCGUUGCCGAUGCUGUCGACGUUGCCGGUAAUGUUGCUGCCACCAAUGCCACCGCCCUUCCUGCAGUCAAAACAGCUAGCAUCGCCAACUCCACUUCUAUUGCUGUUCCCGCUACAGCAAGUAUUGACGAGGAAUUGUCUUCACUGCAUAAGAAUCUGGAAAUAAUGAUGUUAAAACAACGCAUUUUCGAAUUGGAGAAAGGCUCAGCAGCUCCAGUGUGUAAUGCUGGCAACAAAAACAGUUACUGUGAUGUCGAACAUGCAUUAACAAAGUUCAGUGGAGAUGACAUUGCAUACUCAGUGCGAUAUUUUUUACGAGAUUUUGAAGAAGUGAUGAACCCAAUUAAUGCUGAUGAACGAUUCCGAUUUUUAUGCCUGCGGCGGUCUCUUACCGGCACUGCACGUGUGUUUUUGUCCACGACAGCCGCAUUCACGUACGAUCAGCUACGCAAGAUGUUUACUAGUGGUUAGACCAACGGCUUUGGCAGAAGAAGACCGAGUCACUCCACUGCUACAUUCUCAACAUGCAGGCCAUCGCCAAAAGAUCUGACAUAACCGAAACUGAAGUCAUCGACUUCAUAGUUGAAGGCCUAGGAGAUAAUAUCUCUAACAAAAAUCUCCUUAUGGGCGCACGCACAAUUGAAGAGUUGAAGAUGCUAAUGGCCAGAUACCAGCAGAAGUACUUACGUCGCGAGAGUAACACAAUCAAAAGGCCGACAAAGGAAUCAAUAAGGACUACGAAGGAAGUUGCCCACUGUUUCAAUUGUUCGCAAACAGGGCAUAUAAAACCCAAUUGCCCGUACCCGCUCAGACCAAACGGUUCCUGUUUUCGCUGUUGGCAGAUGGGU
Messenger RNA from Rhagoletis zephyria (snowberry fruit fly), 1562 nucleotides. RefSeq lists its product as uncharacterized. The record is from RefSeq and is a predicted model, not a curated record. NCBI's taxonomy places the organism in Eukaryota, Metazoa, Arthropoda, Insecta, Diptera, Tephritidae.